This is a messenger RNA of Verruconis gallopava, 1976 nucleotides long. RefSeq lists its product as uncharacterized. NCBI's taxonomy places the organism in Eukaryota, Fungi, Ascomycota, Dothideomycetes, Venturiales, Sympoventuriaceae. Bases 280 to 1767 code for a protein of 495 amino acids. The record is from RefSeq and is a predicted model, not a curated record. Gene Ontology annotation, molecular function: NADP binding; flavin adenine dinucleotide binding; N,N-dimethylaniline monooxygenase activity. The transcript is spliced from 3 exons.
AGAGAACCAAAAAAAAAUCUCUCUCCCGUCCCUCUUGACUUGUCUGCUCUUCUCCGCAUAGUUUGCGUUUGUUCUUUGUUUCUGCUCGCUCUUCUUCGUUCUCUCUCAGUCCUUUGUUUUACCCCACGCCCAUCGCAAAGUAACAGCCCCCCACCCCUGUGACAGAGACGCCAAGGGAAACCCAAAAAAGCGUCGAGAAGGUCUCGUCAUUUAACCUCGCCGUGGUCCGCCUGCGUGAUUGUUGAAGCACGCGCGAUCGAGACACCUUGUUUCGCAGCGAUGGACGUGCCUCCGGAAAAUGUUUUCGACGUCAUCAUCAUAGGCGCCGGCAUCACGGGCAUAAACUUCGCCUACAGGUUGCAAGAACGCCUUCCACACCUGACCUACGUCGUUCUCGAAGGCAGACAUGAAAUCGGCGGGACGUGGUCCUACUUCAAGUACCCAGGCAUUCGAUCGGACUCCGACCUGUACACGUUUGGCUUCCCUUGGCGACCAUGGAUGCAGCCAAAGGCGAUCGCGGAGGCAGAGCUGAUCUUACCUUAUAUGCGGGAAAGUGCUGCCAUGUACGGUAUCGAUAAGAAGAUCCGCUUCCACCACAUGGUCGAGACCGCAAAAUGGUCGUCGCCUGAUCAGAAUUGGAAGCUGGGCGUGAGGAUCAAUGGAGAAAAAGAGACUGCGUUUAAGUCUCGAUUCUUGUUGUUUGGUGCGGGAUAUUAUGACUACAAGGAGCCCCUGAAGACUUACAUCCCAGGCAUCGAGAACUUCAAGGGGCCAUUGGUGCAAGCACAGUUCUACGAUCCGACGCUAGACUACACAGACAAAAACGUCGUCGUUAUAGGGUCAGGUGCUACCGCUGUCACCGUCGUUCCCGCAAUGGCAGAAAAGGCAAAGCAUGUCAUCAUGCUGCAACGCUCGCCGAACUAUCUCUUGAGCGCAGCUAGCGAAGACAGCGUCGAGGUAUUCAUCCGCAGAUGGCUACCCAAAACGUGGGCACACACUGUUAUUCGUUGGAAGUGGCUGUGGUUUGGCUUCUUUAUGGUCAAGAUGUGCAAAUUCUUCCCGAAUUACAUGACCAAGCUUCUGCGCACCCUCACAGUCGCUGAGCUCCCGCCCGAAGUCAGUCAUGAUCCACAUUUCAAGCCAAGGUAUGCGCCGUGGGAGCAGAGAAUGUGUUUUUGCCCAAAUAGCGAUUUCUUCGAAGCUGUGCGCCAAAAGAAAGCGAGCGUUGUCACAGGCGUCAUCGAGCAGGUGACAGAGGACUCGAUCAGGUUGACGGACGGCCAGGUCUUGAAGCCAGACAUCAUUGUGCAAGCCACUGGCUUGAAAAUACAGUUCGGCGGAAACAUUGACAUAACGGUCGAUGGCAAUCCAUAUAAGAUUAACAAUGACAAGUUCAUCUGGAAGAACAUGAUGUUCCAAGAUUUGCCAAAUGCCGCAUACGGAAUUGGCUAUGUUGAUGCUGCAUGGACGUUGGGCGCCGAUACCGCCGCUCAGAUGUUCGUUCGUAUCGUUAAAAGAAUGGAGAGGCAAGGCGUGUCCUCCGUUGUGCCCACGAUAGAGAAAGGGAAAGAGCCUGCUGAAGGCCCUUCUUUUUUCAAGCUUACCAGCACAUAUGUUACCCUCGGGAAGAAGGCGUUCCCCAAGACCGGCAAGCACCCACAGUGGGCAGGAAGGUCGACUUAUAUGUACGAUCUCUACCAAGCGAAGUUUGGUGACAUUGUGACUGGCAUGAAGUAUGUUAGACCACCGAUGAUCAAGGCGGCGUAACUUUUUUUUUUCCCCGUGAAGAUGUAAGAUUGGGAUAACCUCUUGAUGUCUUGUAUCUUAAGAACGUAGUAUACCUGAAAUGCGUGUUCCCUUACGAAGCUGGAGGCGGCCCAUUUGUGAUUAAUCCAGGCAUCCAAAGCAUUGCUUCGAGAUCACUGUUAAAGUCCGGCCAGGAUUGCAGGAAAGCCUCGUCGCUGUGAAGCCCGAAC